GGCUGAUGGAACAUUAAAUUUUUGAAUUUUUUUUUAAUUACUUCGAGUGGGAGUCCGACUCUGAAUUUUCGAGUUCCUUGCACCCUUUUUCUCUCUCCGCGGCUGAUUAAAGAAUCUGAAGGCGACGGGGCUACGUUAUGGCGUCACCCGAAAAGAGCAACUGCGAGCUGCCGUCGGCAGCGAAUGAAGCUGAGGACGCUCCCGGAGAAUUGGAGAGGAUCACGCGUCAGCCCAUCUCAACUGUUCUCAUCAUUAUCGCGAUGCAGACGGAAGCUAUUCCUCUGGUCCACAAAUUCCAGCUCUCAGAGGACACUGAUGGAUUGUUUCCCAAAGGAGUUCCGUGGGUUAGGUAUCAUGGGAAGUACAAGGACUUGAAUAUUAAUUUGGUUUGGGCAGGGAAAGAUUCACUUUUUGGAGUAGAUAGCGUAGGCACAGUUUCAGCAUCUUUGGUAACAUAUGCUUCUAUACAAGCAUUGAAACCAGAACUUGUGAUCAAUGCUGGCACUGCUGGAGGUUUCAAAGCAAAAGGGGCAUCUAUUGGUGAUGUAUAUUUGGCAUCUGAUGUUGCUUUCCACGACAGAAGAAUACCAAUUCCUGUCUUUGAUCAGUACGGAAUCGGAGCUCGGCGUUCUUUCUGUACUCCUAAUUUGUUGAAGGAAGUCAACUUGAAGUUUGGUAGAUUAUCUACAGGUGAUUCUUUGGAUAUGUCUCCACAAGACGAGGGAGCAAUUUUGGGAAAUGAUGCUGUUAUCAAAGAUAUGGAAGGUGCGGCUAUUGCAUAUGUUGCUGACCUGCUUUCAGUGCCCACCAUCUUUAUUAAAGCAGUGACCGACAUCAUCGAUGGGGAGAAGCCAACUGCUGAGGAGUUCCUCCAGAAUCUGGUUGCAGUCACUGCUAACCUAGAUCAAUCCGUCACCCAGGUGAUAUAUUUCAUUAAUGGGAGGUGUCUCUCUGAUCUCUGAAUUAUGGAAGUCACAUUCUCUCUUUCAGUUUAUAUAUACUCUUCCAAUUCAUAACUUGUUGUGCUGGAUAAUUUAUAUUGUUUAUAUAUGGCUCAUCUGCGGUGCACUUUUCUGUGCAUUUUGAGAUCCAUUUGUGUUAUUACCUUUUCUUAUGGUUGAUAAAUCAUCAAGGCUCCCAUUUACCAUGCUUUUUCCCCCAUUUAUGCUGUUUUGAACGUU
This is a messenger RNA of Phalaenopsis equestris, 1181 nucleotides long. Its product is annotated as 5'-methylthioadenosine/S-adenosylhomocysteine nucleosidase 2-like. Gene Ontology annotation, molecular function: methylthioadenosine nucleosidase activity. The record is from RefSeq and is a predicted model, not a curated record. NCBI's taxonomy places the organism in Eukaryota, Viridiplantae, Streptophyta, Magnoliopsida, Asparagales, Orchidaceae. Bases 138 to 962 code for a protein of 274 amino acids. The transcript has 8 exons. Gene Ontology annotation, biological process: nucleoside metabolic process.